This is a messenger RNA of Babjeviella inositovora NRRL Y-12698, 3552 nucleotides long. RefSeq names its product mRNA-binding U2 snRNP complex subunit. The coding region runs from base 183 to 3350 and encodes 1055 amino acids. Gene Ontology annotation, molecular function: mRNA binding. The transcript has a single exon. NCBI's taxonomy places the organism in Eukaryota, Fungi, Ascomycota, Pichiomycetes, Serinales. Gene Ontology annotation, cellular component: U2 snRNP; catalytic step 2 spliceosome; U2-type prespliceosome. Gene Ontology annotation, biological process: spliceosomal complex assembly. The record is from RefSeq and is a predicted model, not a curated record.
CUAUUAUUCCUUUUUUUACUGCAUAGUCUUACUUUAGCGCUCACGAGCCAACCCUCAUUUACAGCCCCAAAGCCCAGUAGCACCAGCGCCGCACUCCGUCGUGCACGACCUUUCUCUGCAGCAUAUUUUUGACAUCAGCUCAAGGCAAACUAGCCGCUCACCUCUUGCUUCAUUCCCACAACAUGCCCAGAACGACUGUUAUUCCGUUUGUUGCCAGUGAAGAGUCGAAAAGACUGGAGAUCACGGCACCUGCCCAGUUUCUCAACGAGAUGAUGGAGGCAGGAGAGGAGUUUGACCCGUUAGCUGACCGGCAGCUGAAGAAGUCCAUCAUGGACCGUGAAUCGGAUUACCAGAAACGCAAAUACCAGCGGAGCUUGGAUGUUACAGAGGAAGUUUCAUACAAAACGGUGAUGGCAGAACGAGAGUUGGAACGCGAGGAAUUGCGGGUAAAGCGGAUUAUUGACGAGAAAGCAAAAGAGGUGCCCGCGGGGGAGGAGACCGGGGAUAAGACGCCUCCACGGAGCUCUACGCCUCCUCGAAGAGAGCGAAAACGGCGCUGGGACGUCGACGAGCCAGAAGCCAAGAAAUCCAGAUGGGACACAGCUCCAGUGAUCGAAAGACCUACGGUGAACGGGGUUCUUCUUACAGACGAAGUAUUGCUGAAGCUAUUACCAAACGGGUAUGCGAUUGUCCCGCCCCCAGAAGACUACCAGCCAAUGGCAGUGUCUACCAUUGAAGCCACUUCGGGAUAUUCCAUCCCCGAAGCGUCACACGUGUCCACGGCGAUGAUUAAGGAGACGCUUGUGACGGAGGUUCCUGGGGUCAAAGACCUCCAGUUCUUCAAGGAAUCGGAUAUGAAGUACUUCGGUAAGCUCCUCGAGGAUGAGGAGCCCGACUCAGAUUUGACGUUUGAUGAACUCAAGGAGCGGAAGAUUAUGCGACUCUUGCUCAAGGUGAAAAACGGCGCCCCAGCCCUCCGCAAAGUAGCUCUCAGGACCCUCACGGAUAAUGCGCGUCAGUUUGGCGCUAAGGCGCUUUUUAACCAGAUCCUUCCGUUGCUUCUAGAACAGUCGUUAGAGGAGCAGGAGCGCCACUUGCUUGUGAAGUUGCUCAACAGGUUAAUUUUCCGGCUCGAUGACCUCGUAAAGCCCUAUGUUAGCAAAAUCCUCAUUGUCACUAACCCACUUUUGAUCGAUGAAGACAAGUUUGCGCGAUUGGAAGGCCGCGAGAUUAUCUCGAACCUCGCCAAGGCCGCCGGUUUGGCCACGAUGAUUGCUACCCAGCGGCCAGACAUCGACAACGUGGACGAAUACGUACGUAACACGACCGCACGGUCGUUUGCAGUUGUGGCCUCUGCACUUGGAGUGGAAAAGCUUAUUCCGUUCCUCAAGGCCGUGUGUAGGUCUAAGCGAAGCUGGAUGGCCAGACAUACCGGGGUUAAGAUUGUCCAGCAGAUUGCAAUCCUUGUGGGUUGUGGCAUCUUGCCCCACUUGAAGCUUCUUGUCGAGUGCAUUGGAGCCGGGUUGGUGGAUGAAAACCAGACCGUGCGAUCUAUCACCGCGACGGCCUUGGCAUCUCUAGCCGAGGCAAGCGCUCCGUACGGGGUGGAGUCGUUCGAAGCAGUGCUUGAGCCUUUGUGGAAAGGUAUCAAGCGCCACCGUGGGAAGGCAUUAUCAGCAUUUUUGAAGUGCAUCGGGUGCAUCAUACCGCUCAUGGACCCGGAAUACGCGUCUCAUUAUACCCGCGAGGUGAUGUUUAUUCUUCUUCGUGAGUUUACCUCUCCAGACGAAGAGAUGAAGCGCACGGUUUUAAAGGUCAUCCAGCAGUGCUCGGCAACGGAAGGUGUUACUGCCAAAUAUUUGGUGGACGACGUGUUGCCCGAGUUCUUCCGCAAUUACUGGGUCAGACGUGUUGCCUUGGAUAAACGCACCCACUGGUUGGUGGUGGAAACGACCGUCGCUCUCAGCAACAAGGUUGGGAGCAAGGAGCUCAUCACACGAAUUCUCAACGUGCUCAAGGACGAAAGUGAGCCGUUUAGAAAGAUGGCGGUGGAAACCACCGUUAGAGUGAUCACCAACCUCGGCUCUGCUGGGUUGACCGCUGAGACGGAGGAGCGCUUGAUCGACGGUGUACUUGUAGCGUUCCAGGAGCAGCUGGUUGACGAUAAGGUGUUUUUGCGCGGCGUGGGGAUAGUGGUGAACUCUCUUGGGAUCCGUGCCAAGCCCCACACUACCGCGAUCUUGAGCACCAUAUUGUUUCGAUUGAAGAACAGAUCGCCGGAGGUCCGCCAGCAGGCGGCCGACCUUAUUGCGCUUAUCGCCCCGGUGAUCAAAACCUGUGGAGAGGACGAAAUGUUGAGCAAGCUCAGUUUGAUUCUCUUCGAGUCGCUCGGGGAGGUGUACCCGGAAGUACUCGGGUCCAUUCUUGGAGCGAUGAAGAGUAUUGUUGCGGUUGUGGGCUUGGACGUUAUCAAUCCGCCCAUUAACCAGCUCUUGCCCACGUUGACCCCGAUCUUGCGCAACAGACACGAAAAGGUGCAGGAGAACUCGAUCGAGUUGGUCGGACGCAUCGCCGAUAGGGGAGCCGAACAUGUGAAUGCACGCGAAUGGAUGCGUAUCUGCUUCGAGUUGCUCGACAUGCUCAAGUCGACCCGUAAGUCUAUCCGCCGCUCCGCAAACAACACGUUUGGACUCAUAGCCAAGGCGAUCGGGCCGCAAGACGUGUUGCAGACGUUGUUGAACAACUUGCGCGUUCAGGAGCGUCAACUCCGUGUGUGCACGGCCGUCGCCAUCGGGAUUGUGGCCGACACCUGUGCCCCGUUCACGGUUCUCCCCGCAUUAAUGAACGAGUACCGCACUCCUGAGAAUAAUGUCCAGAACGGUGUGCUCAAGGCGAUGACGUUUAUGUUUGAGUAUAUCGGCCCGAUGACCAAGGACUACGUGUAUGCGGUGACUCCAUUGCUCGAGGAUGCGUUGACAGACAGGGACCAGGUCCAUCGCCAGACCGCCGCCAGUGUAGUGAAGCACAUGGCGCUAGGCUGUGUGGGGAUGGGCUGUGAGGACGCAUUUGUGCACUUUUUGAACUUACUCAUGCCGAAUAUCUUUGAGACUUCGCCCCAGGUAAUUGACAGAGUUCUCGAGGGUAUUGAAGGGGUGAGAAACGCUGUUGGGGUCGGAAUUAUCAUGAACUACAUCGUUGCCGGGUUGUUCCACCCCGCGCGUAAGGUCAGAACCGCGUACUGGAAGGUGUACAACAGUGCAUACGUGCAAAACGCCCAGUCGAUGAUCGUGUAUUAUCCUGUGGUGGAAGAAAAGGGGUACGAUAUCCCUGAGAUGGACCUUUGGAUCUAGUUUAGAUACUGCGAAAUGCACUUUAGGUGGGGAUUUUAGAGUAGUAGCUAAUGAGAGAGGUUGUGGAUGACUUUUUCCAAAGCUUUGGUGUAAUGGUUAGAUACCUUGAACGUACAGAGCAUGAGCCGUCACUUAUGGUUAUGUUGUGAUGAUUCUAAGUUUUUUUUAAAAAAUAGAGGUACAAUAUGGAAUACUGUUUGGC